AUGCACAGCACCAUGACGACCAGGUUGGCACGAGACGAGGAGGAGCACCGCAUCGAUGUCCACAAGCGCACGCGGCUUUGCAAGUUCUUCCUCAUGGGCUCUUGCACUCGUGGCGCUGGGUGCAAUUUUGCACAUGGUGCCAGGCAGCUGCGCACACAGCCAGACUUCUCCAAGACGCGGCUGUGCGCAGAAUUUAUGGAAUCAGGCACUUGCCCUUCGAAGGAUUGCAAGUUCGCGCACGGGCGCCAUGAGCUCCGGCCGGGAGAGCUCAAGCGCAAGCCCAAGGCGGAGAAGACUCAACCUCCUCCAGCGGCCACACCCGUCAAGACCGUCCACUCUUUGCAUGAGCAGGCGGCUCUACGUCUAGUCCUCGAAUCCGCCUGCUUUCCCCGGAAGACGGAGGGCUACAGCUUCAGCCGGCAGACCACGUGGGAGGGCAUCGAGACCGAGUUCAACCGCGCCAUCUCGGCCUCCAGUGGGUCGCAGGAGGACCCCGAGCCCGAAGGCGAGCUGACGGACUGGCACGUGGAGAUCAAGAAUACCUUCAUCGAGGUCAAGGAGAAGGAGGUGCCUCUGCGCAGGACCCAAUCCCUCCCAAAGUUUUGA
Molecule: messenger RNA, 606 nt
Organism: Effrenium voratum
Lineage: Eukaryota; Dinophyceae; Suessiales; Symbiodiniaceae
Source: the annotation of a GenBank genome assembly